UGUUUGUCUGUCUGUCUAGCUGUCUGUCUGUUUUUUCUGUCUGUCUGUCUAGCUGUCUGUCUGUUUGUUUGUCUGUCUGUCUGUCUGUCUGUCUGGCUAGCUAACCAUCUGGUUAGUGUAGAUGAGCUGAGGGCACAUAAACCAAGGCAGAGGAUAGACAUUAAGAUUAAGUUUUAAAGAGCUGACUGUAUUUAAGACCAGUGCGUGCAGUGCAGAAUGCUGGACUGUGGAAACAGGUCUCAAGGGUAAGCUGGACGACAAACAUUGGUUAUGACCUGCCACUUAAAUGGAAGAGGAUUGGCCAUCAGGCUGGCUUCUAAUCCCAUAUCCAGAGAGGCAGAGAGGAGCAUCAGCUUUACUCACAGACUGUGUAUGUCCUGACACAGCCUACAGUAACUCCGGACACUCUACAGGUAAAACUAUCUUCUCUCACCCCUCUAAUUCAUAAAUAUCACUAAUCUGAGCUUGAAUGUAAAUGUUUUUCUUGAGAGAACAAAGGAAAAUUGAAGAUUAAGGAAUUCCAUUGACUGAUACUGCACAUAUAAAUCACUGGUUUAUAUUUCAACAAGCAUCAUUUGUGCUGACUCCAUCUGGAUUUUGUAAUCAGAAACGGUGUGAAGAUGGCAAGCUCAUUCACCAAGAUGUUCUCGGGCCGAACAACUGGCUUACUCAUGGCAAGUCUAGGGGCUGGCGCCAUGGCUACCGGUUACUUGAUGAGUUACAAUGGCACUAUCUCCGCAGAGCAGAGAAGGAAACUCUACCCUCCCAGUGCUGACUUUCCUGACCUUCGCAAGCACAACAACUGUAUGGCCGGUGCACUGACCCCUGCCAUCUAUGCCAAGCUGAGGGACAAGGUCACCCCAAACAACUGGACUCUUGACCAGUGCAUCCAGACUGGUGUAGACAACCCCGGUCAUCCCUUCAUCAAGACAGUGGGGAUGGUUGCUGGUGAUGAGGAGAGCUAUGAGUUGUUUGCUGAAAUCUUUGAUCCAGUAAUCAAGGACAGACACAACGGCUAUGACCCAAAAACCAUGAAGCAUCCAACUGACCUUGAUGCCUCCAAGAUCACAUCAGGCAUGUUUGACGAGCGCUACGUCCUGUCCUCCCGCGUGCGCACUGGCCGCAGCAUCCGUGGCCUCAGUCUGCCCCCCGCCUGCAGCCGCUCCGAGCGUCGUGAGGUGGAGAGGGUGGUGAACCAAGCCUUGGCUGGACUAAAAGGAGAUCUUACUGGGCGUUACUACAGCCUCACUGAAAUGACUGAAAAUGAGCAGCAGAGACUCAUCGAUGAACAUUUUCUCUUUGACAAGCCUGUGUCUACCCUGCUCACUGCAGCUGGGAUGGCCAGGGACUGGCCUGAUGCUCGUGGGAUCUGGCACAACAACGAGAAGACCUUCUUAAUAUGGGUCAAUGAAGAAGACCACACCCGUGUCAUCUCCAUGGAGAAGGGUGGCAAUAUGAAGAGCGUGUUUGAGAGGUUCUGCCGAGGUCUCAAACAGGUGGAACAACUGAUUCAGGAGAGAGGCUGGGAGUUCAUGUGGAAUGAACAUCUUGGCUACAUCCUGACCUGCCCAUCAAAUCUGGGUACCGGUCUCAGAGCUGGAGUGCAUGUCCGCUUGCCAAAGCUCAGCAAGGACCCUCGGUUUGGCAAGAUCCUGGAUAACUUGCGGUUGCAGAAGCGUGGCACUGGUGGAGUGGACACCGCUGCUGUGGGCGACAUCUUUGACAUCUCAAACCUUGACCGCCUGGGAAAAUCUGAGGUGGAACUGGUGCAGUGUGUAAUUGAUGGUGUCAACUACCUCAUCGAAUGUGAGAAGAGAUUGGAGAAGGGCCAGGAUAUCAAGAUCCCUGCACCCGUCCAACAGUUCAGGAAGUGAGCAACGCUCCUCUGCUAAAGACUGGACCCAGUACAGCAGUUAAGCAUGGAGACGCCUUCCACCAAUCCCAAAAACAGAAGGUCUUAUGUAAACACAAAGCUCAAUAAAAUGAACAC
Molecule: messenger RNA, 1990 nt
Organism: Xyrauchen texanus (razorback sucker)
Lineage: Eukaryota; Metazoa; Chordata; Actinopteri; Cypriniformes; Catostomidae
Product: creatine kinase S-type, mitochondrial-like
Exons: 11
Coding region: 621-1874 (417 amino acids)
Biological process (GO): phosphocreatine biosynthetic process
Cellular component (GO): mitochondrion
Molecular function (GO): creatine kinase activity
Source: RefSeq, a predicted model, not a curated record